CUUUUCUACUUAUUCGCCGAAACAAAAGAUCUCAGCUCCAUACGAUUUGAACCCACGGAAUCAAUUCUUGUUUAAACUUCUCAAAAAAAAAAAAUGAAACAAGAAGUGAUAUUUUUCUUGUUAGCCAUAACCUUGGCAUCGAUUCUCCGACCAUCGGAAGCAGCUCCGCCGGAAGUUUAUUGUUUGACAUACAGGAUAAGCAGAGUACCAGGAUGUUACGAUGCGCUGAGAUUAGCUGCGGGAAGAGAUUAUAGAUGGCUAUCAGUAGACUGUUGCAGAGCAGUAUACGCAACACUUCCUGAUACUUGCUUCUUGACACUUAAGCCUGACUUGGCGUUACCAAUUAAUGUCUUCAGAGUCAUUUGUAGUAAUACGGUCCCUGCAGCUGCAUAACCAAUUUUAUGAAUUUUCUCUAUCUUUCAAUGAUACGAUAAAAAAAGAUACUUAAAUAAAACUGUUUUAAUU
Arabidopsis thaliana (thale cress) is the source of this 465-nucleotide messenger RNA. RefSeq names its product ECA1 gametogenesis related family protein. NCBI's taxonomy places the organism in Eukaryota, Viridiplantae, Streptophyta, Magnoliopsida, Brassicales, Brassicaceae. The transcript has a single exon. The record is from RefSeq and is marked reviewed. Bases 94 to 393 code for a protein of 99 amino acids.